This is a messenger RNA of Dipodomys spectabilis (banner-tailed kangaroo rat), 1585 nucleotides long. RefSeq names its product neuropeptide Y receptor Y5 (gene Npy5r). The record is from RefSeq and is a predicted model, not a curated record. The coding region runs from base 19 to 1359 and encodes 446 amino acids. The transcript has a single exon. Gene Ontology annotation, biological process: G protein-coupled receptor signaling pathway. Gene Ontology annotation, cellular component: plasma membrane; neuron projection. Lineage: Eukaryota; Metazoa; Chordata; Mammalia; Rodentia; Heteromyidae. Gene Ontology annotation, molecular function: neuropeptide binding; neuropeptide Y receptor activity.
UCCAAGCAGGAUUCUAAUAUGGAUUUAGGGCUCAAGGAGUAUGAUAACAAGACCCUGGCCACAGAGAACAGCACUGGUACCACUCGGAAUUCUGAUUUCCCAGUCUGGGAAGACUAUAGAAGCAGUGUCGAUGACUUCCAGUACUUUCUCAUUGGACUCUAUACAUUUGUAAGUCUCCUUGGCUUUUUGGGAAACCUACUGAUUUUAAUGGCUGUCAUGAAAAAGCGUAGCCAGAAGACUACUGUCAACUUUCUCAUAGGAAACUUAGCCUUCUCUGAUAUCUUGGUUGUGUUAUUUUGCUCGCCUUUCACGCUGACCUCUGUGUUGCUAGAUCAGUGGAUAUUUGGCAAAGUCAUGUGCCACGUGAUGCCUUUCCUCCAGUGUGUGUCGGUUCUGGUUUCAACUUUAAUUUUAAUAUCAAUUGCCAUCGUCAGGUAUCACAUGAUCAAACAUCCUAUCUCUAAUAAUCUGACAGCGAACCAUGGCUACUUCCUGAUCGCUACCGUGUGGACACUCGGUUUCGCGUUUUGCUCCCCUCUUCCAGUGUUUCACAGUCUUGUGGAACUUCGGGAGGCGUUUGGUUCAGCGUUGCUGAGCAGCAAGUAUUUGUGUGUCGAGUCGUGGCCAUCUGAUUCCUACAGAAUCGCUUUCACCAUCUCGUUAUUGCUCGUUCAGUACAUUCUGCCUUUGGUUUGUCUCACUGUAAGUCAUACCAGUGUCUGCAGGAGUGUAAGUUGUGGGCUGUCCAAUAAAGAAAACAGACUGGAAGAAAACGAGAUGAUCAACUUCACGCUUCAUCCAUCCAAAAAGAGUGGGAAUCAGGCAAAACUCUCUGGCAGCCGUAAGUGGAGUUAUUCCUUCAUCAGAAAACACAGGAGACGAUACAGCAAGAAGACAGCCUGUGUGUUGCCUGCCCCAGCAAGACCGUCCCUAGAGAACCAUUCACAGGCACUUCCAGAAAACUCGGCUUCUGCAAGAAGCCAGCUUUCUUCGUCCAGCAAGUUCAUACCCGGGGUCCCCACCUGCUUCGAAAUGAAACCUGAAGAGAGCUCUGAUGUUCACGAAACGAGAGUGAAGCGCUCCGUGACAAGAAUCCAAAAGAGGUCUCGGAGUGUCUUCUACCGUCUGACCAUACUGAUCCUCGUGUUUGCUGUGAGCUGGAUACCUCUGCACCUGUUCCACGUGGUCACCGAUUUCAACGACAACCUCAUUUCAAACAGACAUUUCAAGUUGGUGUAUUGUGUUUGUCAUUUGCUUGGCAUGAUGUCCUGUUGUCUUAAUCCAAUUCUCUAUGGAUUUCUGAAUAAUGGGAUCAAAACCGACCUGAUGUCUCUCAUUCAUUGUCUUCGUAUGUCGUAAUUCUGUUCAUGAGGCUAAAAAAAAAAACAUUGAAAACAUCGCGCAUAUAUCUCCACGCGAGUGAUGUCUGCAUAAUAAGUAGAACUAUUGUUGACACAUAGAAUUUAAUUUAUGUAAGAGAGUUCUAGAUGUGAACAUUUGUGCAUAAUGUGAGAGUUUUAAUGUGUUAUGUAAUUACUUUGUGCAUUUGUAUACAGCUAUCAAUCUAGGCUGUAAUUUCAUUCAA